AUGCACAAGACGGCGCAGGCCUGGUUCACCGGCGGGACCGCCGCCUCCUCCGGCACCGCCGCUGAGUCGCAGCCGUCCCUCCUCGCCGACUGGAACUCGUACGCCGCCACCCGCUCCGACGCCUCCUCCUCCUCGCCGCUCCCCUUCGACAUCGAGGCCGCCGUCCGCUCCGCCAACGACACCGUCUCCGGCACUUUCAGCUCGGUCACCAAGGGCGUGCGGGAGCUCCCGGGGAGCUUCCAGAGCGCCACCAGCAGCUUCCCCUCCGGGAAGGCGCUCAUGUACUUCGGCCUCUUCCUCGCCACCGGCAUCUUCUUCGUCUUCAUCGCCUUCGCGCUCUUCCUCCCCGUCAUGGUGCUCAUGCCGCAAAAGUUCGCCAUCUGCUUCACGCUCGGGUGCGCGCUCAUCAUUGCCUCGCUCUUCGCGCUCAAGGGGCCAGCCAACCAGCUCGCCCACAUGACCUCCAAGGAGAGGCUCCCGUUUUCAGUGGGAUUUAUUGGAUGCAUGGUUGGUACGAUCUAUGUUUCUAUGGUGCUUCACAGCUAUUUCCUCUCUGUGAUCUUCUCAGUCCUUCAGGUUCUGGCCCUUGCAUAUUACACUAUAUCCUACUUUCCUGGAGGAUCUAGUGGACUGAAAUUCAUCUCGUCUGGUCUGUUGUCCUCAGCAACAAGUUUAUUUGGUCGAUGA
Molecule: messenger RNA, 687 nt
Organism: Miscanthus lutarioriparius
Lineage: Eukaryota; Viridiplantae; Streptophyta; Magnoliopsida; Poales; Poaceae
Source: the annotation of a GenBank genome assembly